Molecule: messenger RNA, 4072 nt
Organism: Lycium barbarum (goji berry)
Lineage: Eukaryota; Viridiplantae; Streptophyta; Magnoliopsida; Solanales; Solanaceae
Exons: 18
Coding region: 726-3566 (946 amino acids)
Source: RefSeq, a predicted model, not a curated record
GCUUAUAUAGAGUAAAAGUUCUCCAUUGAUAGGUAAAUUGUGUGUUUAUAUAGAGUGUGCUAUUUGAGUUAUGCUUGUUGGAAAAGGAUUGUAUCUUUACUUUGAUUUGCUAUGGGAUUGCUAAAUUUAAGAAUUUGCUUUUUUGGUUUCAAGAAUCAAUAUUAGUUUGAUCUCAUCAUCGACAUAACCUGCUUUAUUGGCUUUGUUUACUUCGCGAGCUAUUUAGACUCUCAUUGGAUUCAGAAAUGAUAAAAAUGAGUUCUUGAAAAUGUAAAUUCAGUUCCCUCUUACAAUCUGAGUCAUUACCAUUAACCCCUUCUUGUCACUUUGCUGCCACAAUAUCCACAAUUUUAAAUCAAGAUUCACUUGGCCCACAAGCCUUAUCUGCUUUAUCUUCAUUUUUAUCUAUUGUUCUUCCUUUAGUUCAAGAUAUUUCUUCAGAUAAAGCUACUGAAGCAAUUGGUGUUCUUGAAAAGGGUGUUUUGGGAACUUCUACUGUUAGAUCUUUUGUUAAGUGCUUGGGAAUUUUAGUUGGUUUUUGUGAUAAGGAAGAUUGGGAUUCUGUGAAAGUUGGUUUUGAAACACUUGUAAAGUUCUCCAUUGAUAAGAGACCAAAGGUGAGGAAAUGUGCUCAGGAUUGUAUUCUGACUGUUUUCAAGUCAUUUGGUUCGUCUUCUGUGGCUAAGAAGGCUGGUAAAAGAAUUUACUCCUUGAUAAAAGAUAACAUGACAUUGGCAAGGAAACUAAGUGCUCCAAAGGAAAUCAGUGGAUCUAAAGAUGAGCGUCAAGAGGUGCUUCACUCCCUGAAUAUCCUGAAGCCUAUUAUCCCGUACCUUACAGUCAAAGACAAUGAGAAGGUACUUGCUCAACUAGUGGAGCUUAUGAGUUCCCAGAGCUCAGCAUUCACAAGACACAUUUUCGAUAAUAUUGGGGCGAUAUUAGAUGCUUCAAGUGUUGAAAUCAUUCAUCUAGAUGCUGACAACAUUAUAAAAGCGCUUGUAUCAUACAUAUCCUCUGCGGAGAGCCCUGCUGACAAUGUAUUGUUUGCCGCAACUUUGGCAAAAAAAAUUAUUGACAAACUCCAUGAUGGCGGAAUAAGUGUUUGGAUUACCUUUUUGCCUUUGGCUGUUGGCUCCAUAUCAGGUCUUCUUACACAUUCAGAAAAUAUCGCUUUACCGGCUUCAAACAUUUUGAAAGAAUUGAUCAAUGCCCAUAUUGAUGGGAAAAAGUUUUUGACCGGUAAAAAGCAGGCAGUGGAUGAUGAGGCUCUCAGUAGUUCUGAAUUUGAAGCAGUGAAAGCUAUUUGUUCAGUCUUUGAAAAUGUUCUUCUCAACUCUUCUGGAUUCCCAAACGACCAUUUAUUGGCAAUCCUGUCUGUUUUGUUCCUUAAAUUGGGUGAGGUCUCGGACUUCUGUGCGAAGGGUAUAAUACUUAAACUCGCUGAUUGGAUGAUUGUUUCUUCUGGUGGUACUUAUGAUACAAAAAAUCUUCAAGAGUGCAUAGGAUCAGCUAUUAUUGCUAUGGGACCAGAGAAACUGCUUUCCCUGUUACCUAUCUCCCUGAAUGCAAAGGAUUACUCUGUUACAAACACUUGGUUGAUUCCUCUUUUAUACAAAUAUAUAUGUGGAUCGUCACUAGGGUUCUUUAUGAAGCACGUGGUGCCACUUGCUAUUUCCUUCGAACAGGCAUCAUCAAAAGUUAAAAAGUCAGUAAUUCGAGAAGAACUGCAGGCUUAUGUCCGUGGAUGUUGGGGACUAUUACCUGCCUUUUGUCGUUGUCCAUCCGACCUUCACAAGAAUGCCCAAGCUUUGACUACACUUUUGAUUCCUUUUCUCAAGGAGGACUCCUUUAUGCUUGAAAAUAUUAAAGAAGCUUUGCAGGAGCUCGUGAAUAAAAAUAAAAAUGUACUUGCAUCUGAUAAUGUUUCUGGAGGGCUUAUCACGGAGAACGAAGAUCUAGAUUUGGCAUUGGAGUUAAAACGCAAAUGCUCUUACUCAAAGAAGUCAGCUAGUAAAAAUAUUAAGGCUUUGGCAUCUUGCUCUGAGGAAUGGCUCCAGGCUUUAGUAAAUGUCUUUUUUAAGUCAUCUCCUGAAAAUUACCAGCAGUUCAAGGCGGCAAUAGAGUGCUUGACGUCCAUCACUGAUUCUUCGAUAACCCAAAGGAUCUUUACUUCUUCAAUGGAGAGAGCCGGGAUUACAAAUGAUAUUGGUGAAUACAAGAAGCUUGGACUUCAUUCAACAGACAAUCAAGAAAAUAACUCCACUCUUCUUGGGGAAGUAGCUAAGAGGUGCAUAAUCUUGGAGUUGGGAUCAUGCUUCGUUGAAGGAUCUAGUGAGGAUCUCAUUAAAAUCCUCUUUGGUAUUGCUAUGGAUGUUUUGGAGGCUACUCAUGGGGCUGGUCAUCUUGAAGCAUAUCACAUUCUAAGUAGAAUAUUAGAGAAACAUUCCUGGUUUCGCUCUUCACAUGUUGAGCAGCUGAUGGAUUUAUUGGCUAGAGUGAAGCCCCCAACUGAUACAAAAUCACUUUCGAGUCGCUUUGCCUGCUACAAAACCUUGUUGAUUGAUUCAAUACAGGGUAAUGACGAGGAAAACACACAGGCCUUUCUCAUACUCAAUGAGAUUAUUCUCGCAUUAAAGGAUUCCACAGAAGAAGGUAGAAAGACAGCAUAUGAUGCCCUUAUCGGUCUGUGUUCUAGCUUGAGAGAUUCAUCAUCUGCUAAGUCGAACGAAUCUUAUAAGAAGUUCGUUGAUAUGAUUUUAGCUUACCUUUCUGGUGCAUCACCGCAUAUAAAAAGUGGAGCAGUCUCGGCACUCUCUGUUCUGGUUUAUAGUGAUGCUGAUAUCUGUCUCUCAGUCCCUGAUUUGGUCCCUUCGAUUCUGACUCUGCUGCAGAGUAAAGAUGUCGAAGUUACAAAAGCUGUUCUGGGAUUUGUUAAAGUAUUCGUAUCUAGUAUUCAAGCAAAGGACCUGCAUAAUUUGCUCUCAGACAUUGUCAACGGAGUUCUACCUUGGUCAUCUGUGUCACGCCAUCAUUUUAGAUCAAAGGUCAUAGUCAUCGUGGAGAUCUUGAUGAGGAAGUGUGGAGUUGCUGCAGUCAAGUCGGUUGCAGCUGAGAAGUACAAAAAUUUCCUUAAGACAGUCUCAGAGAAUCGCCAUGGCAAAUCAAGCUCUAAAGAAGAUGGUACCAGUGAGACGGAAUCAACUCCUUCGGAUUCAAGGCAGCAUAAAAGGAAGGAUAGAGAAUCUAGUGAUUCACGCCGGGAAAAAGAUUCCAGGGGGCCUCACAAAAGGAAGAAAUAUGAGGAAGAAAAAGAUUCAUCCUCAAAUUCUGCUGGCAGGAAGCCGAUUAAAAGGAGAGAAUUCGGUAAUCGCAAACAGGAAGGCGAUAAAGCACCACCGCAGAAGAGAGAUAACGGAGGCAAAUUAAAGAGGGGCUUCCCGGGAAAGGGAAAUAUGGAAAGACGAAAAUGGCCAGCUAAUGAUGUACGAGGUUCACGUGCUGCAUCUAUACCAUCAAAGCACAAAGGGGGUCAGAAUAGACGACAGAAAACUAACAAAAACAGCUAGCAAACAUACUGACCUUGAAAAAGGAAACAGUUUGCAAGAUCCCUCGCAUAUAGAAUGGAAGAACUUGGAGAUGAAGAACAAAUUCUUAUAUCAAAAGUAGACGGAAAUGAUGCAUGGCUUCUCCUCGGAAGAUGGAUUCUUGACAUCGUAACAGUUGCUGCUGUCGGAAGAUUUCAACAAUAUGUCGAUGCACAAAUUAUACUUCAUAUGGUGCAAUUUUGGCUUAUGUACCAUCUGUUCCUAAGUUCUGCUCUGAGAACUUGGUGGCAAUCAAGUUUUGUAUUUAUUAGGCAGUUUUGGACUAACUUAUAAGAUGACAAUCUUAUAUAUGUACUUGUAUCUCCCAGUUGUAGCUGGGAACAUAAUGGCUUUUUAUAUUAAGACAUGACAUAGCUAUUUCACUGUCUAGAAAUGAUAUUGAAUGGGGUGAGACACUAUUUUUGAAAUAUUGUAUAUUCUUGGACUUGUCACCUUUGUGUUAUUGACCAUAUUUUAAUUUCAUUCCA